Molecule: messenger RNA, 23520 nt
Organism: Coregonus sp. 'balchen'
Lineage: Eukaryota; Metazoa; Chordata; Actinopteri; Salmoniformes; Salmonidae
Source: the annotation of a GenBank genome assembly
AUGGUGAGAGGGGCGGCGUGCGUAUUAAAGGGGGCUUUGGGUUACCCACUUCGGAGGUAAUUUAACCCCCCGAUAGAACACACACCCCAAAAAACAAGGGGUUUUUUUAUGACGAUAACAGAAUAUACGAAAAAUUAGAUCGGGUUUACACAAAUCCACAGGAAAGCUGACCCCAAUGUGGCAGCGUGUGGAGGGCAUGGUUCCCCGUGUGACCUAGAGGGUGCCCCUUCCUACCUUCCACACUUUUAAAUUUUCCUUAACCACCCCACCAUACCUUCCACGCUUAACCCUACCUAACCAUACCCUUUCCCUUAAAGCUUAACCUUACCUUAACCUACCUUACUCUACCACAGCUUGAACCUUACCUUAACCUACCUUACCUACCUUACCACAGCUUAACCUUACCUUACUUACCUUACCAAACCUUACCUUUACCACAGAUUAACCUUACCUAACUUACCUUACCAAACCUUACCACAAGCUUAACCUUAGCGUAACCGAUACCUGUACCUUACCACAGCUUAACCUUAACCUUACCAUACCAUACCUUACCACAGCUUAACCUUACCUUAACUUAACUUACCUUACCAAACCUUACCACAGCUUAACCUUACCUUAACCAUACCUUACCUUACCACAGCUUAACCUUAACCUUACCAUACCAUACCUUACCACAGCUUAACCUUACCUUAACUUACCUUACCAAACCUUACCACAGCUUAACCUUACCUUAAUGGGGCGGCAGGUAGCUUAGUGGUUAAGAGCGUUGUGCCAGUAACCGAAAGGUCGCUGGUUCUAAUCCCCAAGCCGACUAGGUGAAAAAUCUGUCGAUGUGCCCUUGAGCAAGGCACUUAAACCCCUAAUUGCUCCUGUAAGUCGCUCUGGAUAAGAGCGUCUGCUAAAUAACUAAUUAUUAUAAUUAUUAUUAACCAUACCAUACCUUACCACAGCUUAACCUCCUUCCUAAGUUUGAGUUAUUCCCUGCGUUAGCACACUCUGCCAACCCUGAUGUUCUAGCAGUGUCUGAAUCCUGGCUUAGGAAGGCCACCAAAAAUUCUGAAAUUUCCAUCCCCAACAAUAACAUUUUUCGUCUAGAUAGAACUGCCAAAGGGGGUGGAGUUGCAAUCUACUGUAGAGAUAGCCUGCAGAGUUCUAUCAUACUAUCCAGGUCUGUGCCCAAACAGUUUGAGCUUCUACUUCUAAAGAUCCACCUUUCCAGAAAUAAGUCUCUCACUGUUGCCGCUUGCUACAGACCCCCCUCAGCCCCCAGCUGUGCCCUGGACACCAUAUGUGAACUGAUUACCCCCCAUUUUUCCUCAGAGUUUGUACUGCUUGGUGACCUAAAUUGGGAUAUGCUUAACACCCCGACCAUCCUACAAUCCAAACUAGAUGCCCUCAAUCUCACACAAAUUAUCAACGAACCUACCAGGUACAACCCUAAAUCCGUAAACAUGGGUACCCUCAUAGAUAUCAUCCUGACUAACUUACCCUCUAAAUACACCUCCGCUGUCUUCAACCAGGAUCUCAGCGAUCACUGCCUUAUUGCCUGCUUCCGUAACGGGUCCGCGGUCAAACGACCACCCCUCAUCACUGUCAAACGCUCCCAAAAACACUUCAGCGAGCAGUCCUUCCUAAUUGACCUGGCCCAGGUAUCCUGGAUGGAUAUAGAUCUCAUUCCGUCAGUAGAUGAUGCCUGGUUGUUCUUUAAAAGUAAUUUCCUCUCAAUCUUAAAUAAACAUGCCCCAUUCAAAAAAUACAGAACUAAGAACAAUAUAGCCCCUGGUUCUCCUCAGACUUGACUGCCCUUGACCAGCACAAAAACAUCCUGUGGCGUACUGCAUUAGCAUCAAAUAGCCCCCGUGAUAUGCAACUUUUCAGGGAAGUUAGGAACCAAUAUACACAAGCAGUUAGGAAAGAAAAGGCUAACUUUUUCAAACAGAAAUUUGCAUCCUGUAGCACUAACUCCAAAAAGUUUUGGGACACUGUAAAGUCCAUGGAGAAUAAGAGCACUUCCUCCCAGCUGCCCACUGCACUGAGGCUAGGAAACACUAUCACCACCGAUAAAUCUACAAUAAUCGAGAAUUUCAACAAGCAUUUUGCUACGGCUGGCCAUGCUUUCCACUGGCUACCACUACCCCGGCCACCAGCUCUGCACCCUCCGCUGCAACAUGCCCAUGCCCCCCCCCCCGUUUCUCCUUCACACAAAUUCAGACAGCUGAUGUUCUGAAAGAGCUGCAAAAUCUGGACCCCUACAAAUCAUCUGGGCUAGACAAUCUGGACCCUUUCUUUCUAAAACUAGCCGCCGAAAUUGUCGCAACCCCUAUUACUAGCCUGUUCAACCUCUCUUUCGUAACGUCUGAGAUCCCCAGAGAUUGGAAAGCUGCCGCGGUCAUCCCCCUCUUCAAAGGCGGUGACACUCUAGAUCCAAACUGUUACAGACCUAUAUCCAUCCUGCCCUGCCUUUCGAAAGUUUUUGAAAGCCAAGUUAACAAACAGAUCACCGACCAUUUUGAAUUCCACCGUACCAUCUCCGCUAUGCAAUCCGGUUUCCGAGCUGGUCAUGGGUGCACUUCAGCCACGCUCAAGGUCCUAAACGAUAUUAUAACCGUGAUCGAUAAUAGACAGUACUGUGCAGCCCUCUUCAUCAACCUGGCCAAGGCUUUCGACUCUGUCAACCACCGCAUUCUUAUUGGCAGACUAAAUAGCCUUGGUUUCUCAAAUGACUGCCUCGGCCUGGUUCACCAACUACUUCUCAGAUAGAGUUCAAUGUCAAAUCGGAGGGCCUGUUGUCUGGACCUAUGGCAGUCUCUAUGGGGGUGCCACAGGGUUCAAUUCUUGGGCCAACUCUUUUCUCCGUGUAUAUCAAUGAUGUCGCUCUUGCUGCUGGUGACUCUCAGAUCCACCUCUACGCAGACGACACCAUUUUGUAUACAUCUGGCCCUUCAUUGGACACUGUGUUAACAAACCUCCAAACAAGCUUCAAUGCCAUACAACACUCCUUCAGUAGCCUCCAACUGCUCUUAAACACUAGUAAAACUAAAUGCAUGCUCUUCAAUCGAACGCUGCUGGCACCCGCCCACCCGACUAGAAUCACUACUCUCAACUGGUCUGACCUAGAGUAUGUGGACAACUACAAAUACCUAGGUGUCUGGUUAGACUGUAAACUCUCCUUCCAGACUCACAUUAAGCAUCUCCAAUCCAAAGUUAAAUCUAGAAUCGGCUUCCUAUUUCGCAACAAAGCCUCCUUCACUCAUGCUGCCAAACAUGCCCUCGUAAAACUGACUAUCCUACCGAUCCUUGACUUCGGCGAUGUCAUUUACAAAAUAGCCUCCAACACUCUACUCAGCAAAUUGGAUGUAGUCUAUCACAGUGCCAUCCGUUUUGUCACCAAAGCCCCAUAUACUACCCACCACUGUGACCUGUACGCUCUUGUUGGCUAGUCCUCACUACAUAUUCGUCGCCAAACCCACUGGCUCCAGGCCAUCUAUAAAUCACUGCUAGGCAAAUCCCCGCCUUAUCUUAGCUCAUUGGUCACCAUAGCAACACCCACCCGUAGUAUGCGCUCCAGCAGGUAUAUCUCACUGGUCAUCCCCAAAGCCAACACCUCCUUUGGCCGCCAUUCCUUCCAGUUCUCUGGUGCCAAUGACUGGAACAAAUUGCAAAAAUCUCUGAAGCUGGAGACUCUUAUCUCGCUCACUAACUUUAAGCAUCAGUUGUCAGAGCACCUUACCGAUCACUGCACCUGUACACAGCCCAUCUGAAAUUAGCCCACCCAACUACCUCAUCCCUAUAUUGUUAUUUAUUUUGCUCUUUUGCACCCCAGUAUCUCUAUUUGCACAUCAUCUCUUGCACAUCUAUCAUUCCAGUGUUAAUACUAAUUGUAAUUAUUUUGCACUAUAGCCUAUUUAUUGCCUUACCUCCAUAACUUGUUACAUUUGCACACACUGUAUACAUAUUUUCUGUUGUAUUUUAGGCUUUAUGUUUUGUUUUACCCCAUAUGUAACUCUGUGUUGUUGUUUUUAUCGCACUGCUUUGCUUUAUCUUGGCCAGGUCGCAGUUGUAAAUGAGAACUUGUUCUCAACUGGCUUACCUGAUUAAAUAAAGGUGAAAUAAAAUAAAUAAAUAAAAAAAAACUUACCAAACCUUACCACAGCUUAACCUUACCUUAACCAUACCUUACCUUACCACAGCUUAACCUUACCUUAAUUUACCAUACCUUAUCAUACAAUCUCUUACCAUACCAUACCUUACUAUACCCUACCUGUCUCUCCCCACCAGGAAAGUAUGCACAGUGUGUGGCUGCAGUGUGGAGGACCACGGCCCCAGCGGUGACAUAGACGAUGACCACAAGAUGGGGCGACUCCUGGCCGACUCCAAAUAUGCCCACCUGACCACCAAGGUGAACUUUUAUAUGAUCAGUCAGACCGUUUAAAAACACAAUUCAGCCAUUCUAAGUGGAUACACACUGCAUUUAAAAUCAUCAAGGAUAACACAAACCUCUGACAACUUCUGAGAACAGGUGAAGGGCGUCCGGGUGUACAAACGUAACCACAUGGUCAUCACCAACACUGUCGUCUCCAGGAAGGACCCCACCUUCAACACCAUCACCUACGACUGGGCCCCGCCAGGACUAACACAGAAACUGGUGAGAGAGGGAAGGAGAGAGGGAGGGAGGGGGAGAGAGAGAGAGAGCGAGAGAGGGAGGGAGGGAGAUGUUCAAUACCAUCACCUACGACUGGGAGGGAGGGAGGGAGACGUUCAAUACCAUCACCUACGACUGGGAGGGAGGGAGAGAGACGUUCAAUACCAUCACCUACGACUUUCAAUACCUGGUCAAAUGGUUCCCUGUGGACCCUGGUCAAAUGGUUCCCUAUGGACCCUGGUCAAAUGGUUCCCUAUGGACCCUGGUCAAAUGGUUCCCUGUGGACCCUGGUCAAAUGGUUCCCUAUAGACCCUGGUCAAAUGGUUCCCUAUGGACCCUGGUCAAAUGGUUCCCUGUGGACCCUGGUCAAAUGGUUCCCUAUGGACCCUGGUCAAAUGGUUCCCUAUGGACCCUGGUCAAAUGGUUCCCUGUGGACCCUGGUCAAAUGGUUCCCUAUGGACCCUGGUCAAAUGGUUCCCUGUGGACCCUGGUCAAAUGGUUCCCUAUGGACCCUGGUCAAAUGGUUCCCUAUGGACCCUGGUCAAAUGGUUCCCUAUGGACCCUGGUCAAAUGGUUCCCUAUGGACCCUGGUCAAAUGGUUCCCUGUGGACCCUGGUCAAAUGGUUCCCUAUGGACCCUGGUCAAAUGGUUCCCUAUGGACCCUGGUCAAAUGGUUCCCUAUGGACCCGUCAAAUGGUUCCCUGGUCAAAUGGUUCCUGGACCUGGUCAAAUGGUCCUGGACCCUGGUCAAAUGGUUCCCUGUGGACCCUGGUCAAAUGGUUCCCUAUAGACCCUGGUCAAAUGGUUCCCUGUGGACCCUGGUCAAAUGGCUCCCUAUGGACCCUGGUCAAAUGGUUCCCUAUGGACCCUGGUCAAAUGGUUCCCUAUAGACCCUGGUCAAAUGGUUCCCUGUGGACCCUGGUCAAAGUAAAGAAUAGGAAGCAUGACAACAACAGAGAACCAAAGGCUUGUGAUAUAAUAAAGGUAAAUUUAGUUCCAGGCUUGGUGCAGUAAAUCCAGCAGACUACAGGCAUUCCUCUCCUUAGUCAGAGUUGGUCGGUCCACGUGCCACAGCCGGUGCCUGCUAGCCUGCCUGACUGGCUCCAUCACCUCUGACCUAAACAACAGACCACUGAACAGAACAACUUUUGCACACAUGAAAUAUCAAAUUAUCAGGCGUAGAUCUCUCAAAUUCAAAUCUGGACCUCAAAGCCAGGUCCGUCGGUCUCUUUUCAUUCUUUCCCUCUAAUCAGGGGACUGAUUUAGAACUGGGUGCAAUAAUUAUCCGGUAGAACAGAAAACCAACAGUAGUCCAGACCUCGUAGGGUAAGAGUUAAAUACCUCUGCCGUAGAUCAUCUUAGGUGAUAGGAGAUGGUAGUAGUCCGGACCUCGUAGGGUAAGAGUUAAAUACCUCUGCCGUAGAUCAUCUUAGGUGAUAGGAGAUGGUAGUAGUCCGGACCUCGUAGGGUAAGAGUUAAAUACCUCUGCCGUAGAUCAUCUUAGGUGAUAGGAGAUUGGUAGUAGUCCGGACCUCGUAGGGUAAGAGUUAAAUACCUCUGGCCGUAGAUCAUCUUAGGUGAUAGGACAUGGUAGUAGUCCGGACCUCGUAGGGUAAGAGUUAAAUACCUCUGCCGUAGAUCAUCUUAGGUGAUAGGAGAUGGUAGCAGUCCGGACCUCGUAGGGUAAGAGUUAAAUACCUCUGCCGUAGAUCAUCUUAGGUGAUAGGAGAUGGUAGCAGUCCGGACCUCGUAGGGUUAGGUGAUAGGUGAUAGGAGAAUGUAGUAGAUUUGAAGCAUAAACCCCAAUGAACUCUAGAUUCCUUCCUACAGAGUAAACACAGAUUAGAUGCAGUAGCUAUGGUUUCCAUCCAAUUGGAGACAGAUUUUCAUGCAAAUAUUCUAAAAUCUGCAUAAAACAAUAUGCACAUUUUCCCACCAGAGAUGUGUUCCCAUCAAAUUAACUUGGUGUGGAUAAAAGUCUGUGUGUGAUAGCCUUAGUUCACAUAAAAAUUACUUUUGCGAAUAAAAAGUACAAGUUAAAUGGGUUUCCAUCUUAUUUUCAACUCUACUGAUGGUUUUGUCACAAUAGUUUUUUCGUUAUAUAGCCGGUGCUUGACUUGGACUGAAAUAGGUGCCGGUACUCAUUUCUGGUGCCAGUACUGUUUAUAUUUAGGUAACAGGAGCUCCACAAUACCUUUCAGCUAAUAUUCUAUAAGAGGAACAGGAGCUCCACAAUACUUUUCAGCUAAUAUUCUAUAAGAGGAACAGGAGCUCCACAAUACUUUUCAGCUAAUAUUCUAUAAGCGGAACAGGAGCUCCACAAUACUUUUCAGCUAAUAUUCUAUAAAAGGAACAGGAGCUCCACAAUACUUUUCAGCUAAUAUCUAUAAGAGGAACAGGAGCUCCACAAUACUUUUCAUGCUAUAUUGACUAUAAGUAGGUAACAGAGGAGCUCCACAAGACGUGGAGCUAAUAUUCUAUAAGAGAAACAGGAGCUCCACAAUACUUUUCAGCUAAUAUUCUAUAAGAGGAACAGGAGCUCCACAAUACUUUUCAGCUAAUAUUCUAUAAGAGGACCAGGAGCACCACAAUACUUUUCAGCUAAUAUUCUAUAAGAGGAACAGGAGCUCCACAAUACUUUUCAGCUAUAUUCUUAAGAGGAACAGGAGCUCCACAAUACUUUCAGCUAAUAUUCUAUAAGAGGACAGGAGCUCCACAAUACUUUUCAGCUAAUAUUCUAUAAGAGAACAGGAGCCUCCACAAUACUUUUCAGCUAAUAUUCUAUAAGAGGAACAGGAGCUCCACAAUACUUUUCAGCUAAUAUCUAUAAGAGGAAACAGGAGCUCCACAAUACUUGGAGCUAAUAUUCUAUAAGAGGAACAGGAGCUCCACAAUACUUUUCAGCUAAUAUUCUAAGAGCACAGGAGCUCACAAUACUUUUCACAGCUAAUAUUCUAUAAGAGGAACCAGGAGCUCCACAAUACUUUUCAGCUAAUAUUCUUAUAAGAGGAAAAGGAGCUCCACAAUACUUUUCAGCUAAUAUUCUAUAAGAGGAACAGGAGCUCCACAAUACUUUUCAGCUAAUAUUCUAUAGACGGAACAGGAGCUCCACAAUACUUUUCAGCUAAUAUUCUAUAAGAGGACAGGAGCUCCACAAUACUUUUCAGCUAAUAUUCUAUAAGAGGAACAGGAGCUCCACAAUAGUUUUCAGCUAAUAUUCUAUAAGAGGAAACAGGAGCUCCACAAUACUUUUCAGCUAAUAUUCUAUAGAGGAACAGGAGCUCCACAAUACUUUUCAGCUAAUAUUCUAUAAGCGGAACAGGAGCUCCACCAAUACUUUUCAGCUAAUAUUCUAUAAGAGGAACAGGAGCUCCACAAUACUUUUCUUUCAGCUAAUAUUCUAUAAGAGGACCAGGAGCUCCACAAUACUUUUUCAGCUAAUAUUCUAUAAGAGGAACAGGAGCUCCACAAUAACUUUUCAGCUAAUAUCUAUAAGAGGAACAGGAGCUCCACAUACUUUUUCAGCUAAUAUUCUAUAAGAGGAACAGGAGCCUCCACAAUACUUUUCAGCUAAUAUUCUAUAAGAGAACAGGAGCUCCACAAUACUUUUCAGAUAAUAUUCUAUAAGAGGAACAGGAGCUCCACAAUACUUUUCAGCUAAUAUUCUAUAAGAGGACCAGAAGCUUUAGCAGUAGAACAUUUAAUGUGCCGGUACUCAGCUCCGGUGAGCUCCUGCCCAAGUCAAACACUGGAUAUAGUGAAUGUGGCCAUUCCGGUAUCGGCACGUGCGUUCUAGCCAACAGCUGGCAGAUACAGUGCGGGUGUAGCCUACAUGAUGAAAUAAUUAUGGACAAAGAGCGAGAUUUAUAAUGUCACCAGAGUAAGACCCUCGAUAUUUAUUGGAAUGGAGCAUCAAGCUCAUCACUUGUGCACAUUCACCACCCCUGUGAAGUUCAUCAUAAUUUACUUAAUCUGUUGCCUAAUAAACUGCAUGCUUUCCCGAGUCGUAGUGGGAGGACCACACAACAUGUCAUCGCGUGACUCCAAUAUUAUGGUUAUUAUAUCAAUAUUUGCACAUAAAAGCGUUUCCACCGCCAUUUCUCUGAUAAUUCAUUUUACAGACAAAACGAUCUCACCAUGUCUAGCGUGUUUUGUUUUGUCAACAUUUGGAAAGUUCACCGACAAAUGUUCUGUUUCCAUCAGGCCUGUGGUGACAUUUUUUAGCUGAUGUACUUUACUUACAUUGAAAGGUUGAAUGGAAACCUGUUUAGUUUGACUGUUAUAUUUAUCACAAUCUUCAUCAGAUCAAGAUUUUUUGUUGCAUUGAAAGUUUCAUUCAUCUGUCAUACGAUCUCAGUGUAGCACUUUUUACUGUAAAUAUCUUUCUUCUGUUAGUGGGCUAGUAAAUAAUUGUGGUCUCCAUAAGAAUACCUCAGAGUUUUAUGAUGCAGCGAGGAACAUUAUCCAGUCCAUGUCUGUGGUGCAGCCUGCCUGCUGAAGCCUGCCUAUGGGGAGUGUGUGUGUGUGUGUGUGUGUGUGUGCUUGUAUGUGUUGUGUUUGUGUGUGGUGCAGCCUUUCUGUCUAUCUGUGGGACUUUGGUUUAGCGCUGAGGCCAGGGCAGGCCUUCCAGGAAGCCUUCAUCAGGACAAACUAAUGACAGGCAGGAUUGUGGAGUGGUGGAGUGGUGAUCGGUGAGCUUUACCCCAGGAUUGUAGAGCGUAAGGCAGGCAGAGAUUGGUGAGCAGAGCUUAGCCCUUAAAGAGCGCUGUGGCCCACCCGCUCGGCCCUGGAUGUGCUUACAAUGAAAACCCACUGUGACUGAUGUGUCCUCUUCCAAGAGGUUUUCUGACUGUGUGAAGUUUAGUUUUUACUGAGGAGGGUUUGAUUACGUGUCUGUUACUAAGGGAGAGAUGAAGAAUGAUUGGCUGUUAGAGUUACUAGCUAGCUAGAUAUGUUUAGUAAGAGAUAGAGAAAAGAGGAAUAGAGUGAUGUGCCAGGCCACAGAGGGCUGACAGUAGAAGAGAAGGAUGGAGGGAUGGAGGGAUGGAGAGAUGGAUGGAUGGAGGGAUGGAGAGAAGGAGGGGUGGAGAGAAGGAGGGAUGGAGGGUUUUGCUAGGCCACUUUGUGCUUGGAGGCUAGAAUAGAGGGUGAUGGUCUGCUCUCCCACAGCUCCUGGAGGCUAGAAUAGAGAGUGAUGGUCUGCUCUCCCACAGCUCCUGGAGGCUAGAAUAGAGGGUGAUGGUCUGCUCUCCCACAGCGCUGUGAGGGCUGCUUGGCCACCACUCUGAAACGUGCGUGUGCGUGUGCGUGUGCGCAUGCUGCACGUGUGUAUGUGCCUGUGCGCGCGUGCUCUGAAAGAAUCUGGACCUGCCAAGGAGUACAUUUUUUUAUUUGUCAUAUAAACGACAGUUAAACCGACUCUAAAAGUUUACAUUAAAGCGGUGGUGUUGAACGCAAUCAUAAGGGCUUCUAAUAACAAAGAGGCAGUGUUGCAGCGUGGGUAAUGCGGUCCGCUGUGGUGUGGGUCUGUAUGGGGCAGCACAGGGAGAAGGGCCUCAGGGAACUACAGUAUGAAUGGGCCUCUCUGUGCUCUACUGGGAAGGUAAACACACCACGGCUCUGUCCCAAAAGCACCCUAUUCCCUAAAUAGUGCACUACUCCAUAGGGCUCUGGUCAGCAUCUCAAAUGCCACUCUAUUCCCUACAUAGUGCACUACUUUUGACUUGCAGUUAUGGUAAAAAAUAGUGCACUAUAUAGGGAAUAGGGUGCCAUUUGGGAUGCAGACUACAAGUCAGGGCCUGUGAAGUAUAGCUCUGGUUUAAAAGGACCAAUCCCAGGUCCCGAAGGCAGUUAGUGCUGCUGCCUACAGUCCUUGUUGUGACGAACAGCUUUCAAACAGUCACAUACAAUAUAAAGCUUUAUUCAAAGACUAACUGUACAGUUUAACUCUGUCACACUGGUCUGGUGCUGUUGUUGUUGCUGAGUCCUCAGUCCUUGUUGUUUCAGGUAGUUUAAUAUCCAUGGUGUAACACUCCCUCCGUCUUCUAGUCUUCUGUCUCCUGUCUCUCGGUCUCUUGUAUAUGUCUAUCUGUCUCGUCGCUUCUCUGUCUCUGAUCUAUCUCUCUGUCUCUCUAUGCUCUAUCGUCGUCUCUAUCUAUAUAUAUCGAUCUCAUCUCUCUCUAUCUAUCAUAAUGUGGAUAUCUGUAUCUCUGUAUAUCUGUCUCGUCGAUCGGUCUCCUCUCUCUACUAAUGAUUGAUAUAAUGUCUCUCUGUAUCUAUAUUAAUUAUAUAUAUCUCGUUUAUAUAUACUAUCUUAUCUCUAUUGAAUUAUAUCCAGAUAUCAUGAUCGAUAAAUAGGUAUAAAUGUUCUAUGUCUCCUGUUAUACUAUGUGUAUCUGUUAUCGUUCAGAGGCUUAUGUAUAUGGUAUAUCGAUCUAUUCGUGUAGAUACAUGGUACUAUAAUGUAUCGUAUGUAUAGAUGUCUAUGUAUAUGGCUAUCUAUAUAUCUAUAUAGAAUAGGGAUCUAGUGUAAUAUGUUAUAGUUAUAAUACGUAUACAGAUCUAGAUUAAGAGCUGUAGAUAGAGAGAGAGAAGUAUAGAGAGAGGGAGAGAGGGAGGGGUGGAGAGAGUAGGAAGGAGGUAUAGAGAUGAGAGGAUGGAGAGAGGAGAGAGAGAGCUCUCUGUGUCUUCUCUCAGCUCCGUCUCUCGGUCUCUCGUCUCUCUCUCUAUCUUCAUCUUCUCGCUCUCUCUCUUUCUCAUCUCUGUAUCUCUGUCUCUUCUGUCUCUCUCUCUCUCUCUCUCUCUCUCUCUUCUCUUCUCUCUUCUCUUCUCUCUGUCUCUUAUCUCUGGUCUCUCUGUCUCUCUGUCUCUCGUCCUCGGUCUCUCUGUCUCUCUGUCUCUCUGUCUCUCUCUCUCUGUCCUCUGUCUCUCGUCCUUCUCUGUCUCUUGUCUCUGUCUCGUCUCGCUAGGUCUCUCUGUCUCUCUGUCUCUCUCUGUCUCUCUGUCUCUCUGUCUCUCUCUCUCUCUCUGUCUCUCUGUCUCGCUCUCGCUCUCUCUAGGCCAUGCUGUACAUGGCAUUGCUCCCGGAGGAGAAGUGUCCAGUAGCAGGGACUGAGGGAGCGAUGUACCGGCGCAGGCAGCUGAUGAGACAGCUACCUGUCUACGAUCAAGACCCCUCCCAGUGCCACGGGCCUCUGUCAGAGGACCAGGUUAGAUUUUGAUGAUGUCCAAAUAAAUCAUCUCUAUGUUUGCAUUUAAGCCUCCAUUUAGGAUUUCUCCACAUUUGAAACAGGUCUCCACCUCUACUAGUAAUUUUAUUCUUAUUGUUCAUUUUUUGACAUUUUAUUAUUUAUUAAUAGGCCUACAUAUAAAGCUGCACUAGCCAUAGCAAACAUUACAUUAAUGAAACAUAGUUGUGGAUAGACUAUACACCAUAUAGCCUGAAAGGUUAUUUCCAUUGUCGAUCUUUGUUCCCCCACCAGCUCCAGGCCAUGUCUGUCUUCAUGAAGACCUACAAGGAAGAGGCUCUUGGGGUGGGAGAGGUGGCGCUGCCUGGGGAGGGAGGAGCUCACCCUCCGCCCACCGUGGUCAAAGGAAAUAAGCAAAAGAACGGGCCUGGGACGGGGCCUGGGAAGGGGCCUGGGACGGGGCCUGGGACGGGGCCUGGGACGGGGCCUGGGACGGGGCCUGGGACGGGGCCUGGGACGGGGCCUGGGACGGGGCCUGGGAAGGGGCCUGGGACGGGCCUGGGACGGGGCCUGGGACGGGGCCUGGGACGGGGCCUGGGACGGGGCCUGGGACGGGGCCUGGGAAGGGGCCUGGGACGGGGCCUGGGACGGGGCCUGGGACGGGGCCUGGGACGGGGCCUGGGAAGGCCACCAUUGUCCAGUCAGACCCUACUGCUACGACCACCAACGGGACGGACGACUGCUGUAAGAAGAGUGAAUAUGUAAGUCUUUGUUAUACAGUAAUUACAGUUUUAAAAAUACGCAUCUACAUGAACUUAGGCAAUGCACAAACACGCACGCACGCUCAUUCAUUCACACACAAAUACAUUCACAUGCCACUUAACUGGGAGAAUUCUGGUGGAUUGGCUCGCUGCACUUUAGACUUAAACUGAGAAGGGGUAACAAACGGCGAAAUGUAAGAAAUAAAAUGUCCACUGAGAGACCGGAUGUUUCUUCAUUGGUUAAAGAUUUAUUUCCUGUCUGUCCCAGGCCUAGGUUCAAAUACUAUUUGAAAUCUUUCAAACUACUUGUUUUAACCAUGGAGUUCCAGAUGGGUGGGGUUUGCCAUUUAGAAACGAUUCUAUAGGUCCAUUAAAGCCAGGCAAGCUCAAUCAAGCACAGAUAAAGUAUUUGAAAGGAUUUCUAAUAGUAUUUAAACCCAGGUCUGUUCUGUCCCUGCCUUCCGUUCUAGAGAUGGAGCCUCCUACUCCAAGCCUUUAAAUCCAUAAGCUAUUUUACUUUUCUCUUUCAUCACUCAAUUUAAACAUAUAGUAUAGAAUCAAUACAAUGUAAAGGUAUAGAAUCAAUACAAUGUAAAGGUAUAAUUGGACAUUUCUUUAAGAGAAAAGCUAUAACUUGUUUUGACUCGACUAAUUUUCAUUAUUUUACCUUCUCUUCCCUUUUAAUGACGCUGAACCAUAAAGUUCAUAUACAUCACAACUGACUGAAGGCUGCGUAUAUUAUUCUCCUGUCUGGUAUGUGAAGUCGGACUGGGAACUAGACAUUUUUCACAGUCAGAUACUGUCGUUGUUAGCGCACACACAGCUAAUUAACUAGCCGUUCCCUUAAGGCUACAAAUUGAGAGGCGGACAGAGAGAGAGAGAGGCAGAGAGAGAGAGAGAGAGAGACAGCGUUGCCUUAGAGCGCACAGAAAACUAUACCUACCUCGGCCUAAACAUCAGCGCCACAGGUAACUUCCACAAAGCUGUGAACGAUCUGAGAGACAAGGCAAGAAGGGCCUUCUAUGCCAUCAAAAGGAAAAAAAUUUGACAUAGCAAUUAGGAUCUGGCAAAAAAUACUUGAAUCAGUUAUAGAACCCAUUGCCCUUUAUGGUUGUGAGGUCUGGGGUCCGCUCACCAACCAAGAAUUCACAAAAUGGGACAAACACCAAAUUGAGACUCUGCAUGCAGAAUUCUGCAAAAAUAUCCUUUGUGUACAACGUAAAACACCAAAUAAUGCAUGCAGAGCAGAAUUAGGCCGAUACCCGCUAAUGAUCGAAAUCCAGAAAAGAGCCAUUACAUUUUCCAACCACCUAAAAGGAAGCGAUUUCCAAACCUUCCAUAACAAAGCCAUCACCUACAGAGAGAUGAACUUGGAGAAGAGUCCCCUAAGCAAGCUGGUCCUGGGGCUCUGUUCACAAACACAAACAGACCCCACAGAGCCCCAGGACAGCAACACAAUUAGACCAAACCAAAUCAUGAGAAAACAAAAAGAUAAUUACUUGACACAUUGGAAAUUAUUCACAAACAAACAGAGCAAACUAGAAUGCUAUUUGGCCCUAAACAGAGAGUACACAGUGGCAGAAUACCUGACCACUGUGACUGACCCACAAUUAAGGAAAUCUUUGACUAUGUACAGACUCAGUGAGCAUAGCCUUGCUAUUGAGAAAGGCCGCCGUAGGCAGACCUGGCUCUCAAGAGAAGACAGGCUAUGUGCACACUGCCCACAAAAUGAGGUGGAAACUGAGCUGCACUUCCUAACCUCCUGCCAAAUGUAUGACCAUAUUAGAGACACACAUUUCCCUCAGAUUACACAGACCCACAAAUAAUUUGAGAACAAAUCCAAUUUUGAUUAACUCCCUUAUCUACUGGGUGAAAUAGCACAGUGUGCAAUCACAGCAGCAAGAUUUGUGACCUGUUGCCACUAUAAAAGGGCAACCAGUGAAGAACAAACACCAUUGGAAAUACAACCCAUAUUUAUGUUUAUUUAUUUUCCCUUUUGUACUUUAACUAUUUGCACAUUGUUACAACACUGUAUAUAGACAUAAUAUGACAUUUGAAAUGUCUUUAUUCUUUUGGAACUUUUGUGAGUGUAAUAUUUACUGUUCACUUUUAUGUUUAUUUCCACUUUUGUUUAUUAUCUAUUUCACUUGGCUUUGGCAACGUAAACAUAUGUUUCCAUUGCUACUAAGACCUUACAGUGAAUUGAGAGAGAGAGAGGGUAUGAGAGAGGAGGAGAGAUGAGAGAGGCGGAGAGAGAGAGGGAGAGAGACCGAGGAGGAGACGAGAUGGAGAUGUGGAGGAGGAAGAUGAGAGGGAGAGCAGAGCAAGAGGAGAGAGGGAGAGAGAUGAAUCGAGAGUAGUGAAUUGAGAUGAGGCUGGAGAGAGAGUACGAGUAAAAGAGAGAGAAGAGAUAGAGGAGAGAGAGAGAGAGAGAGAGAGAGAGAGAGAGAGAGAGACGAGAGAGAGAGAGAUGGGAGAGAGAAGAGCGAGGGAGAAGGAAGUAGUUGUCUAUUAGUUCGGAUAAAUAGCUUGGUUUUGGCAGCUAUCAAUAUUAUUCUGGUGCUCCACCUGUUGAAUGGACAUAGGAAAACAACAUGUUUAUGAAGCUUGUUGAAUGGACAUAGGAAAACAACAUGUUAAUAAAGCUUGUUGAAUGGACAUAGGAAAACAACAUGUUAAUAAAGCUUGUUGAAUGGACAUAGGAAAACACCAUGUUAAUAAAGCUUGUUGAGUGGACAUAGGAAAACAACAUGUUAAUAAAGCUUGUUGAGUGGACAUAGGAAAACAACAUGUUAAUAAAGCUUGUUGAAUGGACAUAGGAAAACAACAUGUUAAUAAAGCUUGUUGAAUGGACAUAGGAAAACAACAUGUUAAUAAAGCUUGUUGAAUGGACAUAGGAAAACAACAUGUUUAUAAAGCUUGUUGAGUGGACAGAGUGCACAGUGCAUUCGGAAUGUAUUCAGACCCCUUGACUUUUUCCACAUUUUGUUACGUUACAGCCUUAUUCUAAAAGUUAUUAAAUUAAUGUUUUCCCUCAUCAAUCUACACAUAAUACCCCAAUAUGACAAAGUGAAAACAGCUUUUUAUUUUUUGCUAUGAGACUAGAAAUUGAGCUCAGGUGCAUCCUGUUUCCAUUGAUCAUCCUUGAGAUGUUUCUACAACUUGAUUGGAGUCCACCUGUCUAUAUAAGGUCUCACAGUUGACAGUGCAUGUCAUAGCAAAAACCAAGCCAUGAGGUUGAAGGAAUUGUCCGUAGAGCUCCGAGACAGGAUUGUGUCGAGGCACAGAUCUGGGGAAGGGUACCAAAAAAUGUCUGCAGCAUUGAAGGUCCCCAAGAACACAGUGGCCUCCAUCAUUCUUAAAUGGAAGAAGUUUGGAACCACCAAGAAUCUUCCUAGAGCUGGCCGCCCGGCCAAACUGAGCAAUCAGGGGAGAAGGUCCUUGGUCACAUAGGUGACCAAGAUCCCGAUGGUCACUCUGACAGAGCACCAGAGUUCCUCUGUGGAGAUGGGAGAACCUUCCAGAAGGACAACCAUCUCAGCAGCACUCCACCAAUCAGGCCUUUAUGGUAGAGUGGCCAGGCGGAAGCACAUGACAGCCCGCUUGGAGUUUGCCAAAAGGCACCUAAAGGACUCCGACCAUGAGAAACAAGAUUCUCUGGUCUGGUGAAACCGAGAUUAAACUCUUUGGCCUGAAUGCCAAGCGUCACGUCUGGAGGAAACCUGGCACCAUCCCUACGGUGAAGCAUGGUGGUGGCAGCAUCAUGCUGUGGGGAUGUUUUUCAGUGGCAGGGACUGGGAGACUAGUCAGGAACAAGGCAAAGAUGAACGGAGCAAAGUACAGAGAGAUCCUUGAUGAAAACCUGCUCCAGAGCGCUCAGGACCUCAGACUGGGGCGAAGGUUCACCUUCCAACAGAACAACGGCCCUAAGCACACAGCCAAGACAACGCAUGAGUGGCUUCUGGACAAGUCUCUGAAUGUCCUUGAGUGGCCCAGCCAGAGGCCGGACUUGAACCCGAUCGAACAUCUCUGGAGAGACCUGAAAAUAGCUGUGCAGUGAUGCUCCUAAUUAACCUGACAGAGCUUAAGAGGAUCUGCAGAGAAGAAUGUGAGAAACUCCCCAAAUACAGGUGUGCCAAGCUUGUAGCAUCAUACCCAAAAAGACUUGAGCAUGUAAUCGCUGUCAAAGGUGCUUCAACAAAGUACUGAGUAAAGGGUCUGAAUACUUACGUAAAUGUCAUAUUUACGUUUUUUUUAAACUAAAAAAACAAGUUUUUGGGGUCAUUAUGAGGUAUUGUGUGUAGAAUGAUUAUUUAAUCAAUUUUAGAAUAAGGCUGUAAUGUAACAAAAUGUGGAAAAAGUCAAGGUGUCUGAAUAUUUUUCAGAAUACACUGUAUAGUAUCUAUACCUACUAUAGGAUUAUGACAAGGAAUAUAUAUUUCUGGUUAAUUUUGUGUUGUUUUACAAUAAUUUGAUAACAGGCCUAUACAGCAAAUAGAUGCAGUAGUUCAGAUCUGUUGAACCAGUCCAAAACAGAAAAUAUUCAGGAAAUGGAAAGUUUCCUCCAUUAACAGACAUACAAUUAUGAAACUUUAGAAGCUAUUUUGAAUACAUUUUCUUGGUCCUAGAGUCAUGAAAUGUUCAGAACACAUUGAAGGUAGUUACUGCUUUCAAUAAAAAUAAAAACACAUAAAAUUGAGUUAUGAUGUUUUCAUCAGAAAGAGACGAAAGGCAAAACCAGUUUUAACACACAUAAGAAGGAAACGGUGAAUGGGUUGUUUAUCCCUUUAUAGUGCAUUACUUUUGACUAGGGCCAAUAGGGCUCUGGUCAAAAAUAGUGCACUAUAUAGUGAAUAGGGUGCCAUUUGGGAUGUACCCUAGUAAGUAGGGCCCUGUCUUUACACACUAGUACUGUAGGUGCCUGGUGGAUGGUGAUAAAACAGAAGAUUUAUGACUGAAAAAGGGAGUCGGUGUUCAGCUUCUCCGAAAGGACCUGUUUUUAUGGCCCUGUUAAAAUAUCAACAGAAUAAACCCAGCUAGCUACAAAUGUAGAAGUAGUAAGAUGUUCUGUUUCUCUCUGCUCUCUCUCUCUCUCUCUGUGUGUGUCUCCUCUACCUCUAUCUCUGUCUCUCUUUCUCCGUCAGCUCAGGUGUGGACAAAACCUGAUCACUUCUCAUAAAAAAAAAAAAGUGACUGCAUGUCAUUUAAAAUACUAACUUAGAACUUUGCUUUCAUUAACCAACUGAUCUUACCAACUGACUGCUAUAUAUAUUAAUACAAAAUAAAAUAUGUUUUGUAUUAAUUUUAUGCAAAUGUGGUGCACGUUUAAGUAAUGAUAUAGUUUGUGAACUAGUUGUGUAAUUGGAAGACCUUUUUACAGUUGGUGUCUGUAGCUUUAAACUGUUGAAGAGCUGUACCAUUUAUAAAAAACCAACCACUUCAUGCUGCCAUUGACAGCCAUGUUGUUUUAUGCCAUUUCACAUAGUUAUAAUGCACAGUAAUAGUGUUUGGUGGCAGGACAUGUGCUAUUAUCAGACCUUCCGGGUAAAAAACUUGAAAUUAAUUUUAAAAAAACGAUGUUUUAAGUGAAAUAUUAGCUUUUGUCUGAAGCCAAAAAAGACAGGAAAUUCAAAAGCUAAUUUGACCUAUGCAGGCUUUUCAGCAUACACACAACGGCACCUGCUAGAGUAUUGAUCUACUGUACUUCAACAACAGAUGUGCUCACAUUGGAUGAGUUGAUUAGGAUUCAAACCUUCUCUCAAAUAGCCUAAUAUAUACUGGUAGAGUAGGGUUACCCCACUAAUGUACUUGGUGAUGUAAACGUGUUUUUUCAUGUCAGACACACAUGCAAUCUGGCAUCUGAGAACCUGUUCAAUGGUCCUAAUCUAGAUUUAUACCCAUUGGUUAUUAAAAGGGGCAAUCUGCAGUUCAAACAACAACAAGGCCACACCCCGCCACUGUUUCGGUAAAAAGCGGAAGAAUUCGGGAUGGAGAAAUGUAACCACUAAAGAGCAAGACCGUAAACUGUAAGAGGCUAAACAGUGUUUGUUUACAAUUACAAUUACUCUCACGUUCGGCUGUACAGUCUGUCGCUUCGUCCUAACCGUAAAUCACAUGUUCAGUUAUUCAAACCUGAUCUGUUAUUAUUGACGACAACAAGCUGGCCCAGGCCUUUGAAUUGCACACAAAGUGGUAAUGGGUCAUUUUUUCAACAAGACACUGCUUCUGCCUGCUAAGUCUGGAGCCUGGAUAGCUAUUUAGCAAGCAUCUACAACGUCAAACUAACAGAAACAGAUACAAUUUCAAUAAUGUAGGCUUAUCUGGCUUGAAUUAUGUUUUGAAUAUGGCUGAGGAUAUAAUGUUAGCUAGCUAGCAACAAAAAAAACGUGUCUCUGGCUAGAUAGCUCAUCAAGACGAGAGAGUGGCUAGGUGACCUGGCUAGGUUUCAGUUUGAUACGUCACAGGCCCGAACAUAGAUCAAGUAGAUAUCCCAUCAAGGGCCGUUGCAUUCUCACUUAGACUGAGACUGUAUGAUCUGUAAUCCUAAUUCUGUCCAUCUUUUUUUUGUUUCUCCUGCAACAAUAAUGAAAUGUUAGCUGUUAGCAUUUGCCUUUUCCCUAUGUAAUAAGUUAGUGUUCCUUAUGUUUUUGCUGGGAAAGAAUGCAGAGAAAAUAUAGUUUUUUAUUGAAUCAACAACACCUUUCUCGAAUAUUCAAAUUGAAGGUGAAGGUCAUAAUUAAUAUUUCUCUGGGAUUCGAGUGUCACUGUUAACAACUUUGGAAUUUCUUGGAGGUUAUUUAAAAAAGCCCCUAUGGGGCAAGAAAACUAGUGAGUGGAUCGCGCCGCCAUUUGCUGACCAUUUAGGGAAUGGAGUUCUCAGCAGAUGUGCCAAAUUUCAUUCCAAAAUAUGGAGUAUUGAUGGAGAAAUGACGAGGGGAACAACUCACUUUAACAUGUAUUGUGACUAUCGUCGUGUAUUGUGACUAUCCUCAUGUAUUGUGACUACCGUCAAGUAUUGUGACUAUCAUCGUGUAUUGUGACUAUCGUCGUGUAUUGUGACUAUCGUCGUGUAUUGUGACUCGUCAUGUAUUGUAACUAUCGUAGUGUAUUGUGACUAUCGUCGUGUAUUGUGACUAUCGUCGUGUAUUGUGACUCGUCAUGUAUUGUAACUAUUGUAGUGUAUUGUGACUAUCGUCGUGUAUUGUGACUAUAGUCGUGUAUUGUGACUAUCGUCAUGUAUUGUGACUAUCGUCAUGUAUUGUAACUAUCGUAGUGUAUUGUGACUAUAGCGUGUAUUGUGACUCGUCAUGUAUUGUAACUAUCGUAGUGUAUCGUGACUAUCGUCGUGUAUUGUGACUAUUGUCGUGUAUUGUGACUAUCGUCAUGUAUUGUGACUAUCGUCAUGUAUUGUAACUAUCGUAGUGUAUUGUGACUAUCGUCGUGUAUUGUGACUAUCGUCGUGUAUUGUGACUAUCGUCGUGUAUUGUGACUAUCGUCAUGUAUUGUGACUAUCGUCAUGUAUUGUAACUAUCGUAGUGUAUUGUGACUAUCGUCGUGUAUUGUGACUAUUGUCAUGUAUUGUGACUAUCGUCAUGUAUUGUGACUAUCGUCGUGUAUUGUGACUAUCGUCGUGUAUUGUGACUAUCGUCGUGUAUUGUGACUAUCGUCAUGUAAUGUGACUAUCGUCGCAUCUAUAAUAUUGAUGAUUUUGUUGUCCAGAAAUGUCUCUGCCCCCUCUCUCUUGUUAUUAUACAUUCAGAAUGAAGAGAGAGCUUGCUAUCAUACAUAUACACAGAAAAAAAACCUUUACUCUCUGUUUAGAAGAGCUUUUUAGAAAGAGGGGGAGGAGGGAGGGGGGGGGAGAGGGGGAGAGGGAGGGGGAGGGGGAGAGCGUAGUAUGAAAACAAUUAAAGGCUGACUAAACAUCUGCAUUUGAUUGCUUAUAUCAUAACAGGAAUGCAACAUGGUUUGGAUUCACGGUUGGCCUUGGUGCUGUUGCUAUAGUGAUGUAGGCUUGAUUACUUUGAGAGAGGCCCAUGCAGUGUCAUCAUGUUGUGUGGUGUGGAUAGUGGGUUACACCCAGCCUGCCUCCCAACGUCUCUGUAGGACUGGGCUGGAGUUGCUCCAUUUGGAUCAUGAAUGACAUGUCAUGUCUCCAUAGCGCUCAGAUUUUGUUCCUUCAAUGUUCCACAAAAUUCUCAAUGGUAUUGUUUUUCUCUCCCUCUGUUCCCUCUUAUUCCCCUUCUCUCUCUCUCUCUCUCUCUCUGUCUCUCUCUCUCUCUCUCUCUCUCUCUCUCUCUCUCUCUCUCUCUCUCUCUCUCUCUACCUCCCCCUCUCACUCUCAUUCCGCCCCACCUCUCCACCUUCCUCUCCUUCUCCCCCUCUAUAGCAUUGCAGUGGUUGCGGGGAGCUCACCACCCUAGACAGUCCUGUGGUGUAUGCAGAGGGGGCAGGCUACGACAAGCAGUGGCACCCGACCUGCUUUGUGUGUUCAGAGUGUGGGGAGGCCCUGGUCGAUCUGGUAUACUUCUGGAAGGAAGGAGAGCUGCUGUGUGGAAGACACUACUGCCAGAGGUCCAGACCCCGUUGUGCAGGCUGUGACGAGGUGACGGGGACUCAUAGAUAUAGAAUGAGGGGGACGCCCAUUCUAUCCAUUCUAAUUAUAUGGGGAGAUUACCGCAGAUACGGUGAUUGUGUCCCAAAUGGGCCGUGGUCAAAAGUAGUGCACUAUAUACAGUUGAAGUCGGAAGUUUACAUACACUUAGGUUGUAGUCAUUAAAAGUCGUUUUUUCAACCACUCCAUACAUUUCUUGUUAACAAACUAUAGUUUUGGCAAGUCGGUUAGGACAUCUACUUUGUGCAUGACACAAGUAAUUUCUCCAACAAUUGUUUACAGACAGAUUAUUUCACUUAUAAUUCACUGUAUCACAAUUCCAGUGGGUCAGAAGUUUAAAUACACUAAGUUGAAUGUGCCUUUAAACAGCUUGGAAAAUUCCAGAAAAUGAUGUCAUGGUUUUAGAAGCUUCUGAUAGGCUAAUUGACAUAAUUUGAGUCAAUUGGAAGUGUACCUGUGGAUGUAGUUCAAGGCCUACCUUCAAACUCAGUGCCUCUUUGCUUGACAUCACGGGAUAAUCAAAAUAAAUCAGCCAAGUCCUCAGAAAAGAAAUGGUAGACCUCCACAAGUCUGGUUCAUCCUUGGGAGCAAUUUCCAAACGCCUGAAGGUACCACGUUCAUCUGUACAAACAAUAGUACGCAAGUAUAAACACCAUGGGACCACUCAGCCGCCAUACCGCUCAGGAAGGAGAUGCGUUCUGUCUCCUAGAGAUGAACGUACUUUGGUGCGGAAAGUGCAAAUCAAUCCCAGAACAACAGCAAAGGACCUUGUGAAGAUGCUGGAGGAAACAGGUACAAAAGUAUCUAUAUCCACAGUAAAACAAGUCCUAUAUCGACAUAACCUGAAAGGCCGCUCAGCAAGGAAGAAGCCACUGCUCCAAAACCGCCAUAAAAAAGCCAGACUACGGUUUGCAACUGCACCUGGGGACAAAGAUCGUACUUUUUGGAGAAAUGUCCUCUGGUCUGAUGAAACAAAAAUAGAACUGUUUGGCCAUAAUGACCAUCGUUAUGUUUGGAGGAAAAGGGGGUUGCUUGCAAGCCGAAGAACACCAUCCCAACCGUGAAGCACGGGGGUGGCAGCAUCAUACUGUGGGGGUGCUUUGCUGCAGGAGGGACUGGUGCACUUCACAAAAUAGAUGGCAUCAUGAGGAAGGGAAAUUAUGUGGAUAUAUUGAAGCAACAUCUCAAGACAUCAGUCAGGAAGUUAAAGCUUGGUCGCAAAUGAGUCUUCCAAAUGGACAAUGACCCCAAACAUACUUCCAAAGUUGUGGCAAAAUGGCGUAAGGACAACAAAGUCAAGGUAUUGGUGUGGCCAUCACAAAGCCCUGACCUCAAUCCUAUAGAAAAUGUGUGGGCAGAACUGAAAAAGCGUGUGCGAGCAAGGAGGCCUACAAACCUGACUCAGUUACACCAGCUCUGUCAGGAGGAAUGGGCCAACAUUCACCAAACUUAUUGCGGGAAGCUUGUGGAAGGCUACCCGAAACAUUUGACCCACGUUAAACAAUUUUAAAGGUAAUGCUAAAAUAAAGUAGUGAUCCUAACUGACCUAAGACAGGGAAUUUUUACUAGGAUUAAAUGUCAGGAAUUGUGAAAAACUGAGUUUAAAUGUCUUUGGCUAAGGUGUAUGUAAACGUACGACUUCAACUGUAUAUUGUUGUCAAAGACCUGACUGGACCCAGCACCCCACGGUAUGGCUCGUAUUAUGACCGACGUUGGUUCAAUUAUUUGAAUUCCAUUUAGUUGUUUUUUUAAAUUCUGUGUUGUUAUAGCAUUCAACCUACAUAAUGCAUUUAAUGCAAAAAAAAUUAAUCGAAACCGAAAACCGUGAUUAUCUUUCAAUAAUCAAACCGACCUCAAAAAGCACUAAUCGUUCAGUACCAUCCACCAGACCAUCCGCGCAUUUCGGCGGAAGUGUCUGGGGAACGAGAAUAGGUGUAAUGUGACAAAUAGAGCGUGUGCCAUGCUUUUUAGUUACAGGGAGAAAGAACCCUUCAACACAUUCUCUCUUUUCUCGUCCUGUCUGCAGCUGAUCUUCUGUGACGACUACAAGAAGGGGACAGACAGUCGGGCGUGGCACCAGGACCAUUACUGCUGCUGGCAGUGUGGCCAGAGUCUGGACAGUCCCUGUUCCUGCCCCCAAACACCCUGGCCCAGCCCUGUUUAGUUCCCCUGGCCCCACUCCUGCUCCCCAGCCCUGUUUAGUUCCCCUGGCCCCACUCCUGCUCCCCAGCCCUGUUUAGUUCCCCUGGCCCCACUCCUGCUCCCCAGCCCUGUUUAGGUCCCCUGGCCCCACUCCUGGAGUGGGUAGAGUCUUGA